Molecule: messenger RNA, 1219 nt
Organism: Orcinus orca (killer whale)
Lineage: Eukaryota; Metazoa; Chordata; Mammalia; Artiodactyla; Delphinidae
Gene: PLAAT1
Product: phospholipase A and acyltransferase 1
Exons: 7
Coding region: 294-932 (212 amino acids)
Biological process (GO): N-acylphosphatidylethanolamine metabolic process
Cellular component (GO): cytoplasm
Molecular function (GO): A2-type glycerophospholipase activity; glycerophospholipid phospholipase A1 activity
Source: RefSeq, a predicted model, not a curated record
CUCCUAGUGGACGCAAUGUGUAUUCGAGCUCACGAACAUUUCUGGGCUCAACAAGACAAUUUAACGGUACAGCCGCCGCGUCUAGACCAGCCCUUGGUACCGGGAAAAUUUGAUGCAGGAACGUCCCAGUGGCGGGGCAGGGUGUCCUCGUGGGAGAACAGAGUCCAUGGGGAAAGAGAGACUCGCUUUCCCGUGUGACACAGCUAUCAAGUGGCAGAACCAGGACUGGACCUCGUCUUGCUUACUAAGGCCUUGUAUCCACCGUCCUCACUGAAAUAAACAUACCCAUCAAUAUGAUGAACUUCCCAACCUUCCAAGUUGUCCCACCUUGCACUGUUUUGGGAAUCAGAAAUGAGGAAUCAGACAGUGGAGGCCAGUGUGCCUGGGUCUGCACAGCACAGUUCAGCACAAGGAAGAAAGGUCCUGUGUCCUACAGUAUGCCUGAAUAUCUGACUGGACACUCAUCUGAGCCUGGAGCUUGUGUCCGCUUAAAUCACAGAAUGGCGUUUAAUGAUUGCUUUAGUUUGAACUAUCCUGGCAACCCUCAGCCAGGUGAUUUGAUUGAAGUGUUUCGUCCUGGCUAUCAACACUGGGCACUGUACUUGGGUGAUGGGUAUGUUAUCAACAUAGCACCUCUAGACGAUGGCAUUUCUGCAUCGUUUACAAGCGCCAAGUCUGUAUUCAGCAGAAAGGCCCUGGUGAAGAUGCAGCUUUUGAAGGAUGUUGUGGGAAAUGACACAUACAGAAUAAACAAUAAAUACGAUGGAACAUACCCACCACUCCCCGUGGAAGAAGUCAUGCAGCGGUCAGAGUUUGUUGCUGGACAGGAGGUGGAGUAUGACUUACUUGUCAACAACUGUGAGCAUUUUGUGACUUUGCUCCGCUAUGGAGAAGGAGUUUCAGAGCAGCAGGUUCUGAUGAAGAUGGUGUAGUGACAGCCUUAAGGACACACCUAAGCUUUGGAAUUCUGCUGAUCUGAGCUAGAGCCCCAUCUUCACCACUUCAUAGCUGGAUGACUUUGGACACAUUGUUUAUCAGUUUCCUAAUCUAUAAAGCGAGGUUGUUUUAUAGAUUGUAAGAGAUUUUUAAAGUCUCUUAGCAUACUCCGUUACAUAUUAUUCAUCCCAAUAAAAAGUGUACUUUCAUAGACUACUUUUAAUUUCAGUAUUUUAGCAAUUUUAUAGAUCUUUGUUGACACUCUUCAGUAAAAUUCUCUUGA